UUCAAUCACCUUCACUUGUAAACAACAUUAAAUACCGCUGUUUUUAUGUAGUUUUGUACAGAUAAUCGAUUUAUAUUCGAAUUUAUUUUAUGUAGGAAUUACGUAAUACUUUUCUAUUGUCGUCAAUUUACUAACAACAACAAAAAAUGGAUGUACGAAAUCAAAAAUUAGAGCAGCAACGGCAAAUAAUGGAGCAGAAGAUUAAACGUAAAAGGCAAAGUGCAGCUAUGAUACAGGCUUCGGACGUUAGAAAUCCCUCUGCAAAGUUGAGAUCAAACAGCGGCAGUAGAAGGGAAUUGCACGGGUAUGAUGGUCCAUUACAGUAUUCGAUGAGUAAGGAUAAUAAUCCGGAUCAAGUAAUCUCAAUUAUUUCUCACAAUGACUCCAUUGAAGAUACUCACAUUGAAGAUCUCACAAACUGUUCCAGCGAUCUAAUGGAUGUUGAAGAUGACGAGUCGUCACCAGUUGCGUCAACACCUAAUAAUAACGGUAACAUUCCUAUUAAUCCUCUAGGAGAACAACCACUAUUAAUAAACGACGAAGUGAACGCGAUACCGGAAAUCGAAGGUGACGUUGAAGGCAACAUCGAUAAGUUUGUUGUGCAACCAGCUCCGCAAAAGGUCUUGUUUAAAUGCCGAAUAACAAGAGACCGAAAGGGAAUGGAUAGGGGAUUAUAUCCGACGUAUUUUUUACACUUGGAGAAGGAGUACGGAAAGAAGGUGUUCCUUUUGGCAGGUCGAAAGCGUAAAAAAAGUGCUACCAGUAAUUAUUUAAUCUCUACUGACCCAACCGAUCUGUCUAGAGGUGGGGAUUCGUAUGUAGGCAAAUUGCGAUCAAAUUUAAUCGGAACCCAAUUUACAAUCUUUGAUAAUGGGAUCUCCCCUCGAAAAAAUAGCGACAAAGAAGGCGCGAUGAGACGCCAAGAACUGGCGGCGGUCAUUUACGAUACCAACGUGUUAGGCUUCAAAGGACCCCGCAAAAUGACAGUAAUACUGCCGGGCAUGACCCUUGACUUUCAAAGGGUCACAAUGUUCCCGCAGGACGAAAGCGAAGGUCUCAUCGAAACAUGGAAAGCGAAGAAUAUGGACAACAUAAUUGAAUUACAUAACAAAACGCCGGUUUGGAACGACGACACGCAAUCGUACGUACUCAAUUUUCACGGACGCGUUACACAAGCGUCCGUUAAAAAUUUCCAAAUAGUUCACGAUAGCGAUCCCGAUUACAUUGUGAUGCAAUUCGGUCGCGUCGCCGAAGAUGUAUUUACAAUGGACUAUCGAUAUCCCCUGUGUGCAUUACAAGCGUUUGCAAUCGCACUUAGUAGUUUUGACAGCAAGUUGGCUUGCGAAUAAAUCGCCUAAAUGUGCCUCAAGUUAGUUAGUGAUAAAGGUAAAUUGCAAUUUUUAAUUUUAUAUGUAGCGAAUGAACAUUUUCGAAGUUUACGCCAUUUGUCGGCCAUUUCGAGUGUGAUAAUAUAAUAUUGAUAUCAGAUUAAUUUAGAAGCAAUUUUUAUAAAAUUAUAUUAUCACAGGUAGUCUCUUAGAUGAUCUGUAGCUUUAAAUGUUUUAUUUAUGUUAGAGUACUUAUGUGUGUGUACAAUUUUUAUUUGCACACUCCACUGUGGUCUAGUCGAUGUUUUUUUUUAUAAAUAAGAUUUUAGCUAAUAUGAAACGUUUUUAUUCCAGUACAACUGUAUAGUAUUAUUUUUUAUAAGUACAAUAGAUUAUUUACAUUUAGAAAAAAUGCAAAAGAUUCGCGGUACUUGAUUGUAAGAAAAUAUGCUGGGUGCAUCUAACGUUAAAACAGGUAUUUUUAAAGACGAGUAAAAAGUAAGGCUUGUUGUCAGUUAUUUUACUAAGGGUUUAUUUUCGUAGGUCAUGUACACGGCAAGAAAGGAUAGUAGACUAUUCUCUUUUCAAAGUCACGUUUGAAUUCAAAUUUGGAACCGUGAUUGCUGCAUCACAAGGGGUUUGUUAAAUAUAGAAGGCUACUGAUGAUAGUCUGGGUGUAUUUUUUCAUUUUUAUAUUUUAAAUACUCAGGGGAUCGAUCUUGCCAGUUACUCUUUAUAAAGUUUUAUAGCAUAGCUUAUUUAAGGUUAGCAUAUUCCUGAAUUCCCUCGCAUAAAUUUGAAAGCAACUUAUGCAGAUACCACUGGGCAAUUGUACAUGAACAAUAAUUUUCUCUUAUACGCGAUUCAGA
Molecule: messenger RNA, 2197 nt
Organism: Photinus pyralis (common eastern firefly)
Lineage: Eukaryota; Metazoa; Arthropoda; Insecta; Coleoptera; Lampyridae
Gene: ktub
Product: protein king tubby
Exons: 6
Coding region: 147-1349 (400 amino acids)
Biological process (GO): protein localization to cilium
Cellular component (GO): cilium
Source: RefSeq, a predicted model, not a curated record